GUUUUCAGUUGACAAUCCCGCGAACGUUCGAGUUCUUGUGUUAUCUGUAUUUAGAAAACUUUUCGCGCGCUACCAUUCAAAUAUGGAUGCAACAUAGUUGCGAAUUGCAGAGCUUGUGAAAAUGAACUGUAAAGUGAAAUUGAAAAUGAUAGAACAGUGAGUUAUUAGUAAUGGCGUGUAAAAGACUGAUCUUCGUUUGGGCGGUCUGGCUCGCGUUGCCCCUGGCAACGGGCCAUCUCAACGUGCUUAUCAGUCAAGCUGAAGUUAUGAAACUUUUAGGCCUAGAUGCAGAACUAUACUACGUGAGGGAAGGGGUUGUUAACAACUACGCUACAAGCUUCGUAGUGCCUGUACCGGCGCAUAUUGCAGAUUUGGAGUUCAUGUGGCAGGCUUUAGGAAGAAAACCGCUGCCAUACAUGAUGGCUAUAGACUAUGACGUCAGAGCGGCAAGGAGCGCCAUGCUGCCGCCGCAAGUUAAUAUCUCCGAGAGAGGCUUCGUGCCGACCACGUUGCAGACUUUUAGAGUGCGCCUCCCCUGCACGGGAGUGGUAAGCGAAGAGAUUCUUGUCACAAUACAAUUGAAUAUCUCUUCCGCGGAUCGCGCGAAUAAAGACGUUCGAUUGUUAUUCAAGAGGAAUAAAAUCUGCUUAGCUGGCGUAUCCACAAUAGUAACUCGCAACGAGACAGCCCGCCUCGCGGGUGACGCCACCCGCAACACCGGCGGCGUGCUGUUCGCGGCGGGGGGCUGUGCGGCAGCCGCGUUGGCUCUACUGGCCGGCGCGGCGGCAGUGGGCACGCUGUACAAGCGGGGGAAUAAAGCGAGGCACCAUGAUUCUAUACAUAGUACAUCCUACACGACGGCGGCCUACGGCAGUCACCAGAAUGUCCUACUACGACUUGAUACUCUCGGCCGCCCGCCCAGUUCCACUGGCUCUUAUGCUACGAUAGCCAGCCUGCAUAAGUUUCCUUUCGGCAGUAGACGAUCCCCAUCGCCAUACGCGACGACCCACAUCGGAGAGCACGUGUACGCUAAACCGGAGUCCAGGGUUUCAUACUAUGCGGCUUCUAACUUGACGCAUGUAUCACAGCAAACAAUCACAAAGGACCGAGUGACGGACCCUGCGGAACAACUGCGCCUGCUCACAUCACCACGCUGCAACAUUCGCUUGGAAAUACUCGUCCAUGAAGGGACAUUUGGAAGAAUAUAUAAGGGCGUGUUCAAACGGGGCGAUACGUAUGAAGAAGUGCUUGUUAAGACUGUGUCAGACGCGGCAUCAGCAAUGCAAGCUGCAUUACUAGUAGCAGAGGGAUUACGAUUCUUCGGUUUGGUUCACAACAAUGUUCUAUCUCCAAUGGCCGCCUGUGCGGAAGAAGCCAGGAAACCGUUACUAGUGUAUUGCUGUGUAUCGCACUCUUCUAAUCUUAAGAGAUACCUCACGUCGUGCCGCGUGGGCCAGCAAGACGCGCCCGCCACCCGCGAGCUGGUGGAGCUCGGCGCGCAGAUCGCGUGCGGGCUCGCUUACUUGCACUUGCAUAGGAUCGUACAUGCAGAUGUAGCUGCUAGGAAUUGCGUAGUGGACGAGAAGUUAAGACUGAAACUGACAGACACUGGUCUAUCCCGGGACCUGUUCCCGGACGACUACCACUGCCUCGGCGACAAUGAGAACCGACCCGUCAAGUGGAUGGCGCCCGAGUCACUGCUGCACAACCAGUAUACUACUGCGUCUGAUGUGUGGUCUCUCGGGGUAACUCUCUGGGAGCUAUUUACGCUGGGCGCGGGCCCGCUGUGCGAGCUGGACGCGGGCGACGUGGGCGCGUUCCUGGCGGGCGGCUACCGGCCCGCGCAGCCGCACAACUGUCCCGACGAGCUGUACGGUCUAAUGUGCUGGUGUUGGACAAUGGCGGCCGCCGCUCGUCCUCUCGCGCCACAACUCCUCGCCGCCCUUCAUGACUUUAGACAAGCGCUUAGCACUUAUAUUUAAUUUAGCUUUUCUACCAAAAUUAAUUAGGUAUCUGAAUAUACAGAUUUUUGAAGUUAUACCUUCUUUUGGC
Colias croceus (clouded yellow) is the source of this 2052-nucleotide messenger RNA. RefSeq names its product tyrosine-protein kinase Dnt-like (gene Drl-2). Gene Ontology annotation, cellular component: signaling receptor complex. Gene Ontology annotation, molecular function: ATP binding; protein kinase activity. Gene Ontology annotation, biological process: cell surface receptor protein tyrosine kinase signaling pathway; positive regulation of kinase activity; multicellular organism development. The coding region runs from base 171 to 1982 and encodes 603 amino acids. The record is from RefSeq and is a predicted model, not a curated record. The transcript is spliced from 15 exons. NCBI's taxonomy places the organism in Eukaryota, Metazoa, Arthropoda, Insecta, Lepidoptera, Pieridae.